UGCUCCUCCGCCCCAUCCGCCCACCGUCACGUGACAGCUGGCGCCUGACUCCAGGCUCAGGGUCGCUUCGGCGGCGAUGGCUCGAGCGGAGCUCCGGUGCCCCCGAUUGCCGCCGCUGUUGCUGUUGCUGCUGCUGCUGCUGCCGCCGCCGCCGCUGCCAGCCUUCCUCCACUCCAGCGCCGCCGCCGCCGCCGUCGAUCCCCCCGCCUGGGCUCCGGAGCUGGACCAGCCUUUCCAGAUCCCCGAGGGAUGGAUCUCCCGGGGCCGCGUAGCUCCCGCCGAGAGGCUGAGCCUGACUUUUGCGCUCCGGCAGCGGAACGUGGGGCGUCUGAGAGAGGUGGUGCGGCGCGUGUCCUCGCCCGAUUCGCCCGACUACGGGCACUUCCUGUCGCUGGCAGAGGUGCGCUCCCUUGUUUCUCCGUCUUCCCUGACGCUGAGCAGCGUGGACAAAUGGCUCGAGGCUCACGGUGUCCGGGCCUGCCAGAGGGUCAGCACCAUGGACUUCCUGCAAUGCUCAGUGCCGGCUAGCACUGCUGAGCGCCUGCUCCCGGGGGCGCAGUUCCACCGUUAUGUGAAAGAUGCUCGCAGUGUCGUGAGGUCCCCUCUGCCCUAUGUGCUUGAUCAGGAGCUAGCAGAGCAUGUGGAUUUUGUGGGGGGGCUGCACCGUUUCCCAGCUGAACGGAAGGAGCUGAGCCGGGCCUGGGCUGUGGAGAAUUCACCACUAGGACGGGACAGGCGGCCUGCUUUCCACCUGGGCGUGACACCAGCUGUGCUCCGCCAGCGAUACAACCUGACCUAUGCAGAUGCGGGCACCUUUUCCCACAGCAGCCAGGCCUGUGCCCAGUUCCUCGAGCAGUACUUCCACCAGGCUGACCUGGCCGAAUUCAUGCAUCUCUUUGGGGGAACGUUCCCUCACCGCUCCCGGGUUGACCAGGUCGUUGGCCAUCAGGGCUCCGGCCCCGCUGGCUUGGAGGCCAGUCUGGAUGUGGAGUACCUCAUGAGCAUGGGCGCCAACAUCUCCACCUGGGUCUUCAGCAACGCAGGGCGCCACGAGAGCCAGGAGCCCUUCCUGGAGUGGCUGGUCCUGCUGAGCAACACCAGCAUGCUGCCGUGGGUGCACUCAGUCAGCUACGGGGAUGACGAGGACAGUCUCUCCCGGGCCUACCUGGAGCGGGUGAACACCGAGUUCGUGAAGGCAGCUGCCCGCGGCAUCAGCAUCCUCUUUGCCUCGGGUGAUUCUGGGGCAGGUUGCCGGGCAGUCUCGGGCGGGGAGCACACCUUUCGACCCAGCUUCCCAGCCUCCAGCCCUUUUGUGACAACAGUUGGCGGGACGUCCUUCCAGCAGCCCUUCCUGGUGGGUGCCGAGGUCACGGACUACAUCAGUGGAGGCGGGUUCAGCAAUGUCUUCCCAAUGCCCGAUUACCAGGUAACAGCUGUAAAGCAUUUCCUGAGCACAUCACCUCGGCUGCCCCCCGCCAGCUAUUACAACGGCACAGGCAGAGCCUAUCCAGAUUUGGCGGCCCUGUCAGACAACUACUGGGUGGUGGUCAACCGCAUCCCCAUGCCCUGGGUCUCAGGCACCUCGGCCGCCACUCCCGUGGUGGGGGGCAUCAUCGCCCUGAUCAAUGACCGGCGCCUCCAGCGAGGACUGCCGCCCCUGGGCUUCCUCAAUCCUGCCCUCUACCAGCUCCAGGGAGGAGGGAACAACACAGCCCUGUACGACGUGACCCAUGGAUGCCACCUGUCCUGUCUGGAUGCUGUCGUGCAAGGCCAGGGCUUCUGUGCCACCCCUGCUUGGGACCCAGUCACAGGCUGGGGGACCCCUAACUUCCCAGAGCUGCUGCGUGCCCUUCUGGCCUAGUGUGCCAUGGGGCUGGCCUUUCUGGCGGCCUGCUCUGCGGCCAGGAUGGGAAAGAAGGGGACGGACUGGGGCCGUGGGUCUGGUGACCUGGAGGCUACAGGGGGGCGUGGGGGGCUACCCUGCCCCUGCCCCAAGGGGGUUCCUCUUUUCCAAAGAGGAACCGCAGCUGGGGCGAUCUUCUGUCAGGACUAAUCCCAAGAAGUCCACGGCUGCGGACCAGCAGCUGCUGCCAACAAUGCAGUUUGGUCUCCGGAGGUGAUGGUAGGAAAGGAAGCUGAGGGCAAGGGGGUGUUAGCGCUGCACAAAAUUUUUCAAAAUGGUUUGAGUGCAGAAUCCCACAGAUUCCUAUUUCAAGUGUGAAAUGAGCUGUUUCCAGUACUUGAGGCACGUGGGGCUUGCAGUAGACCCACUCUGUUUUGAACGCAAAUGCUUCAAAAUGCCCCCAAAUAGCCUAUUCCCCGUUUGCCAUCUUGCACACCUCUAGCAGCUGCAGACGGUAUCUGACCCAAGCUCCCCUGCAGGCCUUGUUGCUGUGUAGAAACACUUCAGAUUGCACAGGAGAAGCCACGCUCUGGUGGUGGACAGGGCGUCCUAGUCCACCUUUGAGACAUUGCCCCAAAUCCCAGGCUUGGAUGGAGCCGUUGAGACCAUCGACUCCAAGCCUAAUCAUGGCAGGAAUUCAGGAUUCUCAGACAAGGCCGGAAUACAUCAUCCUUGUAAUGGUCGCCUCUUCUAAAACACCAUCAGACUCAUAAGCAGGGUUUCAAAGAUAUCUGAUUUAUUAAAGAACAGCAUGCAGGAUCACAGAGAAAGCUGAGAAUGAUGAAAGCGCGCCAAACGCAAACUAAAAACCCUCGGUGCAAACAAAAUCCCUCCCCCCGUAGAAUCUUCUCAAGUCCACAACCCCAGGUGCUCCCAAUGGCUUCUGAUGGUCUGCGGGAAAAGGCCUUGAGCAGAGAAAAUAACUCAAACACAUUCCAUUCUCCUGAUUCCACAUACAGAGCUUGGUACAAGGUCUCACAGCAGCUCCCCCUCAAACAGAAACACGCGUCAGCGCCAUGGCAUGUGAAACGUUACGAUGUAUGAACUACAUUGAAACAGUGAACAUGACAAUCCCUUUCCUGAAUGCAUGGCUCCACCAUCCAACCAUUUUUCCUGUCAGGACAUUUUUCUUUACACUCAGUUGAAAUCUGCCUUCCUGCAACUUAAAUCUAUUAUUUUGUGUCCUGCACUCUGAAGUGAUGGACAUCCUGACAGCUCUGAAGUAACUUGAAGAGGGCGAUCAAGAUCUCUCCCCCCCCCCUGCUGGCUUUCUUCAAGGCUAAGCCUUUCUACAUCCUUUAGUCUCUGUCUUGGUUUCCAGUCCCCUGAUCAUUCUUUAUCCUUCUCUUUAACCUGCUCAUUUCUCUGAACCCUAAAGUGUGUUGGUCAGAACUAUCACAUGAAGCAGAAUAAGCUGAAAUAGUUACUUCCCAGAAUCUUGGGAAGCUACAGAUUUUAGAAAAUAAAUUGCUUCUGUUUAUUCAGCCUAAAAUUACAUUUGCCCUUUUUGCAUCCAGUUCACACUGCUGGCUCAGAUUCUAAAGGUAAAUACUUCCUUGAGUUAGAGGUGGAUAUUAGUUAUCCCAGCCAAUUUUGUGUCAUCUAUAUAUUUGAUAAGUAUUUUUUCCACCUCUUCAUCAAAAUGAUUAAUAAAAAUAUUGAAAAAUAAA
Messenger RNA from Candoia aspera, 3573 nucleotides. It is a transcript of the gene TPP1, whose product is annotated as tripeptidyl peptidase 1. Gene Ontology annotation, biological process: proteolysis; central nervous system development. The record is from RefSeq and is a predicted model, not a curated record. The transcript is spliced from 13 exons. NCBI's taxonomy places the organism in Eukaryota, Metazoa, Chordata, Lepidosauria, Squamata, Candoiidae. Bases 77 to 1861 code for a protein of 594 amino acids. Gene Ontology annotation, molecular function: serine-type endopeptidase activity; tripeptidyl-peptidase activity.